This is a messenger RNA of Psammomys obesus (fat sand rat), 3487 nucleotides long. It is a transcript of the gene Ackr1, whose product is annotated as atypical chemokine receptor 1 (Duffy blood group). Gene Ontology annotation, biological process: regulation of chemokine production; chemokine-mediated signaling pathway; inflammatory response. The coding region runs from base 2442 to 3437 and encodes 331 amino acids. Gene Ontology annotation, cellular component: membrane. Lineage: Eukaryota; Metazoa; Chordata; Mammalia; Rodentia; Muridae. The record is from RefSeq and is a predicted model, not a curated record. The transcript has 2 exons. Gene Ontology annotation, molecular function: C-C chemokine binding.
GUGUGUAUGUGUUUGUGUGUGUAAGUGUGCAUGGCUGUGUGUAGAUGUGUGUUUAUGUGAACAAGAAGCAAAGAGAUUGAGAAGAAGGACAGGGGUCCUGGGUGUGUGCAAAAGGCAUGGGACAAGUGAGGUGGGUUUUGGGAGUGGAUGGUUUCUAGUCAGGGUUUGUUUACGGUGGGAGGCUGCUCCAUCCAAGUCAUUCCCAAACCACUCUAGAUGUCUAUCUGAGAAAGAGAGGGGUCCCAGUAUGUGGUUUGCCCUGCUGUGCAUUUGGCCCUCUCUGAAAUACCACACUUUCACCACCCUUCCCUGGACCUCCUGUCUCUGAGCCACGGAGCCGGGCCCACAGCCUCCGCUAUGCACCCUCAAGUCUCUCCCUGGCACUGACCCUGGAUUCCCAUCCUCUCUGACUAGAGAACUGAAUCCCCCUCACAGCUUUUAGUUUACCGUCUUCCUUCUUAUGGCCAAGCUGGUUGCUGUGGAGAUGAGAUUGCUCACCCUCUCCAUCCCGGCUGGCCUGUCCCUUAGACCUAGGAUGCUCUUGGCAUCCCUCUCCCCACCCUCCAGCAUGUCCUCCCUGCUCUGACAACAGGUGUGCAAAAUGGGGCAGCUGCAAUCCAGCAGGCCUGCCCACUCCUUCAGUUCAGGUAAUACCUUCAUAAAUCUUCCAGCCCUUGGUUAGGGUCCUGGGCACUCCAGGCAGCUCCUUGCUUAAGCCAGGACUUCUCCUCUUAUAGCAGCAAGGGAGUCCUGGGCCUCCACGCUGGGCUCAUUUUUAGGCUCCUUGUCUCCCAGCACCUGCUUUUGGGAAAGCGACUUUUCCUCUUUGAGCUGAACCACUCUGUCCAUAUUACACAGAAGCCAUAUUUGUACCAGGCGGGGCGGGGAGGGGGGACGGGGCCGUUGUGCUGUGUGUGUCUGUCCGUGGGCAGGGGUGGGGGAAGGGAGCAGGGAAGGGAUCGUGUAUCUUUAUAAUCUUUCUAACUCUCCUGUGCUAAUCUCAGAGGGACCACCCUCAAUAUAUCUGGAUUAUCCAUGUGGUCAGGCUGCCUCCUUUCUGCUACUCUCACUGCUGGCUGGGCUGCAUGCAAAUGAGGACUGUCCUCAUGUCCCUGGCACCUGCCACUCAAAGGAUACUGCCUCUUUGCCAUGCCACUCUCUGGAGCACCUGUGAGUGGGGUCAAGGGAGAGUGUCUGAGUCUUUUGCUUUCUGAAGUACAUUUGCAUUUAAAGCGUGUCAUCCAACUGCUACCCUGUUACCCUCUGUCCAGCAAGGCUGACCAACACAGGGGUGGAGGUGAAAACUCCACCCACACCAUCCAGGAAGUAGAGCUUCACCAUUUUUUACCAGAUUCCCUUUCUAUCUCCCUCCUGUUAAACCUGAAAAUUGACCUUAGUAAUCAAUUCUUCUGAAGCUCAGUCUGAGAGGCUUAAUGGGAAGCUACAUAUGGGAGCACGUAUCCUGUAUUUCUCCUGGCCAGAGAAACGCCAGUUCUACCUUCCAUCAAAAACUUUACGUAUUGCUAAGAUGCCAAGCUAAUGAAGUAUUCUUACAGCCUGUGUGUCUCACAACAGAAUAUGAAUAGAGAUUACCCAGUGGGCUAUAGUCUCACAUUAAAGUAUGCUAUCCCGUGAUCCCCCUGAGACUAUUUUGAUGUGUCAGACCAUGUGUUCUGCCUGGUGUGAGAGAUGCAUUCAUUGAGUCCAUAGGUGGUGAGGCAAAUGCUCAAUUGCUCCCUGAAGGAGAGUCCUUAAAGAGCCUUGACAGGCCUCCAGUCUUCUGUCCCUCUUACCUCUAGAUAAGAAUGCGCACACCCAGGCACCACCCAGCACCUAGGACACAGAUGGGAGCACACUGAUACCCAACACAAGCAUACAGAUAAAUAGGUGUGUUCCUCUGCCACACACAAAAGGCCUUCAGUUAAAUGCAUAUUCUCAGUCUGGACAGAACCAACAGCAAAUACCAUUAUCAUGACUUCUCCCAAACAAGGGAACUUUUGAACUUUUUCCUUGGAUGUCAUUCAAAGGAAUUGAGAACACAGAGAGUCAUCAGAUUCCUGGUCACUCCAACUUCCCAGCACUUCUCUCUCUUAUCUCUGCUUCACAAGUCACCCCUGGCCCCUCAUCCUUCCCUUUCUGGAAAAAGCCUUGAUUUCUACCUUGCCUCCUUUGGGGAAAUUCUCCCCUUUGUGGACCUCACCAUGUUCUUUUCCUGAGGCCAUUCUGACCAGCCAGAUCCAACUUCAAAACAGGAAGCUCUGUGACAGAGUGCUAUAUGAACCCAAGUAGGAAGUAGGUGUGACACCCCCCCCCCCACACACACACCCAGGCACUGCCCAGAACUUGAGAGCAUUCUUUAGCCCUGGGUACUUAUCUUGGAGCCACCGCUGCUGACAGAGAGUCCGGGCCCUGUACUCUGCCUUCCCUGAACCUGCAGUGCCAUGGGGAACUGUCUGCACCCACAGCAGGUGGACACGAGUGAACUUCAGUUUAUUUUGGAGAACUGGAAUUAUACGGCUGAGGAUAACUUCUCCUAUGAAAAUCUGGAUUACUACAGCGUGGUGGGAGCUGCUCCCUGCCACUCCUGCAACCUGCUUGAGAAGUUUUCACUGCCCUUCUUCAUCCUCGCCAGUGUCUUAGGCAUGCUGGCAAGCGGUGUGGUCCUCUUCGCAAUUCUCAAACCCCUCUUUCACUGGCAGAUCUGCCACAGCCGGCCCAUUCUGGCACAGUUGGCAGUAGGCAGUGCCCUCUUCAGUGAUGCGGUGCUCAUCCUGACACCAGGCUUAAACACUGCCCAGAGCACAGCCCUGUGUGGCCUGGGCUACUGGGUCUGGUAUACUUCAGCUUUUGCCCAGGCUCUGCUGAUUGGAUGCUAUGCAUGCCUGAACCCCAAUCUGAGCAUGGGUCAAAUUCCUGGCCUCACCUUGGGACUUACUGUGGGACUUUGGGGAACAGCUGGUCUCUUAGGGCUACCAGUCACCCUGGCCAGUGAUGUUUACAAUGGUGUCUGCACCCUUCCGUCCAGUAGGGACCUGAAAGCUUUGAAGUACACACAUUCUGCGAUCUGCUUUAUCAUCUUCAAUGUAUUGCCUCUGGCCCUUUUGGUAGCCAAGGGGCUGAAGAAGUCACUGAACAAGGGUCUAGGCCCCUGGGUUAGUGUCCUGUGGUUCUGGUUCAUUUUCUGGUGGCCUCACGGCAUAGUUCUCAUAUUUGAUACUUUGGUGAGGUCCAAAAUCAUACUUUUGCAAUCGUGUCCAUCCCAGCAGAUUCUUGAUGCAAUUUCGGACCUGGCAGAAGCACUGUCUGUAUUACACUGUGUGGCUACACCCCUGCUCCUGGCGCUGUUCUGCUACCAGACCACCCGUAAAUCUUUGCCCUCUCUGUCUCUCCCCACAAGACAGUCUUCUCAUGUGGAGGUCUUUGUGGGCAAAUCCUAGUUCCUCACCCACAUGUCAACUUAAAUUAAAGUCUAUACUGCUUUUAUGAA